UUUAAUAAUUACAAUAUUCCGGAACGUUAGAGGUUAAUCUAAAUCCACUUAAUUCGUGUAUCUAUCAAUUUAUCAAAUCACUGUAAUAACCAAGUAAAGUUGACGGAAUUUUUAGAUAUUACAUUCGAAAAAAUAAUUAUAUAUGGCUUACAAUAAUCAAUAUCAAGACAUUUCGUAAAAUGAUUCGAUAUUUUAUGGGCUAUGUGUAAUGUCUUCUCUCAUUCUCGUUUCACUUUGCGUUAUUCGCAUUGAAAUUGUAGAUCCUGAAGAAGAAGAAACCGCAGGAACGAUGGCUACAAAAAAAAUUAGAGGUCGUAGAGAACCUAAAAAUAUUACAGUUGAAAGUUAUGCUAAUGUUUCAGAAAGUUCUGUUUCAUUACUACCUUCUCAAAAAACAACAAAAACUCAUUCUAUACCACGACCUAAUUCUGAAGAAUCGUCAUCUUCUAAUAAUCCAGCUGUUGCAUCUGAAGGUGUUCAAUUAAAUUCCUCUCCAUCAACUGAACAAAUAACAUUUAUUUCUGGAAAUCCAUUUGUAGAAGUUACUAAAGGAAUUCUUCAUUUAUUUAAAGAAGAUGAACGAACAGAAUUACAUCAUGCAGCUGAUCGCAGUCAUACACUCUGUAUUUUGGCGGUUCCAGCUACAAUGACUUGUCAUGAUCUUCUAACAUUUACUGCUGCUUGUCAUCAAGAUAUCCAGCAUUUUCGAAUUUUACGUGAUAAUAAUCCUAAUCAAUACAUGGCUCUCAUAACAAUGCGUUCAUCUGCAGCCGCCUUACAAUUUUAUGAGACUUUUAAUGGAGCACCCUAUAAUUCUUUGGAGCCCGAUGUUAUUUGCCACAUGUUUUUUGUCUCAAGAGUAGAAGUUGCUGAUAAUGGAAUGUCUUUAGCUGGUCACACAGAACUACCAUCAUGUCCAGUUUGUUUAGAGCGGAUGGAUGAGAGUGUUGAUGGAAUAUUAACAAUUCUAUGUAAUCAUACAUUUCACUCUAGUUGCUUAGUUAAAUGGGGUGACAUUUCUUGUCCUGUCUGUCGUUACGCACAAACUCCAGAGCCUCUCGAAGACAGUCACUGUAUGGAAUGUGUUGCAGACACAAGCAAUGAUGCCUUGUGGAUAUGUUUAAUUUGCGGUCAUAUUGGUUGUUCUCGUUAUCAUCAAGGACAUGCAUUUGAACAUUACAGAGAAACACAUCAUUGUUAUGCAAUGCAAUUAGGUAAUAAUAGAGUUUGGGAUUAUGUGGGAGAUAAUUUUGUACAUCGUCUACUACAAGACAAAGAUGGUAAAAUGGUAGAAGGCCAUGAACCUUCAAAAGGUGAAGGAGCAGCAGUAGAUGAAAAAGUUGAUGCCGUUCAGUUAGAAUUCACUUAUUUGCUUACUUCUCAAUUAGAAACACAACGAGAAUACUUUGAAGAUCGUUUAAAUAGAAUUGAACAAAGAUCAGCUUCAGAAAUAUCUGAACUUAGAGAAAAGUUAAAUUUAAUUUCAGAAGAAAAUUCCAUGAUUAAGGAUAAACUGAUUGUUCUUAAUCGAGAAAAACAAACAUUAGAAAAAAAAUUUCAAAGUGUCAAUAGUAAAUUAUCUCAAGCUCAGAAUGAACUUACUGAAGAAAAAGAAUUGAGACGAGCUCUUGAACAAAAUCAACUUUCUUGGCAAUCAAAGUAUAAACAAUUACAAGACGAGUUUACACAGUAUAAAAAUAAUAAAGAGGGAGAGGUAAAAGAUAUGAAAGAACAAAUAAGAGAUUUAAUGUUCUUCUUAGAGGCACAAAAACAAAUAGAAAAUUCAGCUGAAAAAGAUGAGAUUGCUGCAGGGACAAUCAUCGUACCCGAAACAUCAAAACCUAAAACAGGGCGCUCACGUAAAAAUCGAAAACAUUGAUGAAUAUUUAAUGAUUAAUUUAAAAAAAAAAAAAAUUUUAGCUAAUACGGAUUUUUCUUUUUAUAUGAUUCUUUUAAUUGUACAGUAUUGCUUUCUGCUAGUGAAAUUAAAAUAAAACAAUUUAUAUAACUAA
This is a messenger RNA of Chelonus insularis, 2012 nucleotides long. RefSeq names its product BRCA1-associated protein. Lineage: Eukaryota; Metazoa; Arthropoda; Insecta; Hymenoptera; Braconidae. Bases 209 to 1879 code for a protein of 556 amino acids. Gene Ontology annotation, biological process: Ras protein signal transduction; protein ubiquitination. Gene Ontology annotation, cellular component: cytoplasm. Gene Ontology annotation, molecular function: nucleic acid binding; zinc ion binding; ubiquitin protein ligase activity. The record is from RefSeq and is a predicted model, not a curated record. The transcript is spliced from 5 exons.